This is a messenger RNA of Aspergillus homomorphus CBS 101889, 1154 nucleotides long. RefSeq lists its product as uncharacterized. The record is from RefSeq and is a predicted model, not a curated record. The coding region runs from base 276 to 1109 and encodes 277 amino acids. Lineage: Eukaryota; Fungi; Ascomycota; Eurotiomycetes; Eurotiales; Aspergillaceae. The transcript has 4 exons.
UUCCAGCCCAAACUCUUCCCGACUUCAUGCCGCCUUCGAUCCCGACAACAAUCGAGGUUGGUUCCAAAUGGAUACGUACAUAAGAUGGAAGGAAAACAAUAGGCUACCCGACACCCCACCAUUAGUCCUCGAGUUAGAUGGCAGCCCGACACUCUGGACAGAGGAUAAAAUACCAACCUACUCAUUCACGAUUACUUUACGCAGGGUCUUAGACGAUCAACAGUUCUGGCUUGGCUGGAAAUCUUUGAUAGAUCCCAGACCGUAGUACAAUAAAUAUGCAAACAAGCUUACCUGAGACCUGGGCUAGGCUUGUAGAACCGGGGCGCACCUAUACCCUUCUCUGGACGGGCAAAGAGAUUACAUACUGGGAUUGGGGUACGCCACAGCAGAAGAAGGAAAUAAAAAGAAAAUGGCCCCCUAUUUUAGUUCCGGGCGGUGCACAUCUCACCCUUACUGUGCAAGAAGGGAGGAGACCGCAGAUUCCCUCACCUCCGACACCACCACCAAUCAGUCCAAGUGAGAGAGUACCUGGUGCACCAGUCCUAAGUCUGGAGUUGAGCUGCAGCUCCACAAUGUCUGCUUGCGGGGGUUUGAACAUAUCUAUACGGGUCAUAUACCACAGCCCAUCAUCCGACAAUGAGAGUCCUCAACCGAUCACUUUCCACACCUGGGCGUUUAAUCCGUUCGACGCCUUUCGCGUCUAUCGCCGUCUCUGCCCUAAUCAGUCUGACCUGCAGACUGAGAACGAAUGGAAGAGCUUCGAGGACGAUCGGUCAGCACAUGUGUUUUGGGAUAAUCCUGACAGAGAGCUCAACGUGGCGGAAAACGAAGAAGGUCGGUUUGUGACGCUCUUCCCCGGGGAAUCCUGGUCCAAGUCUUGGUCUUUUGAUCCGCCCGACGACCUCCAGCCUCACGAGCAGCUCCGAUACCAAUUCAAAGGAAAUACACUGGACUGGUGGGAUUGGGGAACGGCCGAGGAUCACGCGCAAACCAUUGUCACGCUCCCCGGCUCGGGAAUUGAGCCAAUUUCGCACCCGAAGGACAAUGAUCACCGACCUAAAGUGGUCAUACCCGCUUCUGAUAUUGUGGAGUGGACAAUGAUUGAUUAGUGACUGAACGGUGUCUCGUUGUCAGGGGGACUGUCCCUAAGUGCU